AUGAAAAAUAAUGAUUAAGUCCUUAAAUAAGUAUAUGAAAGUAUUAUAUCAUCAUAUCAAGAUGAUAAUAAAAUUUUUUUUUAAAAAUAAACCAAGAAAUGACGAACCAAUAUGUUUGAUAUAAUUAAAUGGCCAUUAUAAUAAGAUGAACCUUGGGAUUUUAAAAAGAAAAGUUAAAUAGAAAAUGAACCAGAAACUAAAAAAGGUGACUGCAAGAAUAAAUCAUAAAAAUUAACAUUGGCAAACUGAAAAUAUAGAUAAUUUUAGAAAAAUUGAAAAAUUAAAGAUUGAUGAUUCAUAAAUUUAUGUUUAAAGUAAAUAUAAUUCAAAUUUUAUUUAUAGAAUUAAGAAUAUUGCUAAAUCCUGUGAAUGUUAAAAUAACAAGCUAUAGUGUAAUAAUUAAUACAAAUUACCAUUAUAAUGGAAUCCCAAAUAAUAAUCUGCAUAUAGAGAUAACUAUUAAGUAAAGGGAAUAAAAGAUUAAAAUCAAUUAAUAUAUUAAUUGGAAUAAAAUAAUUAAAACUUUAAAGGAAAAUACAAAGUACAACAUCCGUUAAGUGGAUUUUAUUAUGGAGAAUCUAAAAAGUAUGAGGAUGUUGCAAGUUCAGAAGAAGAAGAAGAGGAAUUAAAUGAUUAAGAGAAUGAUGGUGAAGUUUAAAAGAUGACAAAAAAGUUUAUAAAUAAAGCAAAGAGUUUAGAUCCAAAUAAUCUGAAAGAUUCAGAAAAAUUGAAAAGAAGAAAGGAAAGAAUAAAGAAUUUUAAGGAGAGACCUCAGCUUUUACUACAUAUUUUGGUAAACCAGCAUGACCAUGAGGUACAUAUGGAUAUAAUAAUAUAAAACCAAUAGUAGGAGGAAUAAGAUAUGAAUAACAUUUAUUAUCACAUAAUGUUUAACCACAUAGAAAUAAAAAUGAUCCAUAUUAUAUAUAAACAUAUUAGAAUGCAUUAAGAAAAGGAGCAACAGCAGCAAAUGUAGAACCAGAACCACCUAGAAAUUGUAGAGAAGAAAGAUAGAUUAAAUCCAGAAUAAGUUUAAUUAUUACAUUCUAAUGGUAAAUAAGUUAUACCAGAUUUCAAUAUAAAGAAGCCUGAUCUUUGCUUCAGAAGCAGGUAGUGUAAUAGAUGA
Paramecium sonneborni is the source of this 1126-nucleotide messenger RNA. Lineage: Eukaryota; Ciliophora; Oligohymenophorea; Peniculida; Parameciidae. The record is from the annotation of a GenBank genome assembly.